Molecule: messenger RNA, 1680 nt
Organism: Paramecium pentaurelia
Lineage: Eukaryota; Ciliophora; Oligohymenophorea; Peniculida; Parameciidae
Source: the annotation of a GenBank genome assembly
AUGCAAUAAAAACUGUGGAUUCCAAUUCCAAAUGAAUUUAAACCAAAACAAGAACAUUUAAUUAUUUAAGGAGAAUUCACAAAACCUAAUGGUAAAACUAGAUUUCUAUAUGGAUAUGAUAAAUACAUAGUUUGCUUUAAGGUUAGCCAUACUUUUUAUAUUAACUAGAAGGAUGAAUAGCCAAAGAAAUGUUUAAAAUUAGAAUUUGAAACUAAAUUUGAAAUUUUAAGAUAAGCAAUAUAGAAAAAAGAUGAGGAUGAUGAUUCACUUGGACCAAUAAUAGGAAUUUAAUUCUUGAGAGAUAUUGUAGAGAUCAUGCCUACCUAUAAAUUAAGUGCAUCUGCUAAAUUAAUACUUGAAUGGAGAUAAUAUUUAAGUCCAAGAAUCAAUCAAUGGUAAUUUCAUCAGAUGUUUCGAGUUUAUAAAAAAAUUGGAAAAGGAAAUUUUGCCUCAGUAUUAAUGUACAUUUUAUAAUAGGUCUAUAUGGCUGAAAGAAUAGAAGAUGGUGAAGAAAUGGCAAUCAAAGCGUUUGCAAAACAGGCUGCUUAUGCUGAGGAGAAUGGAAAGGAAGCAAUUUUAAAUGAAUUAGCAAUAAUGAGAAAAUUACGUAACAAACAUCUGAUGAGAAUGUUUGAAGUUUACGAAACCUAGAAUUCUUUAUAUGUAGCUUUAGAAUUGUUAGAAGGAGGCUCAUUGUAUGAUUUAAUCAAAGAAAAAGUGCCUAUCAAUACAAAAUAAAUACAAUAAAUAAUGGUGGGGAUAUUAAUUGGUCUGUAGGAAAUGCAUAAGAAGGACAUAAUGCAUAGAGACUUAAAGCUUGAAAAUAUAUUGUUUAAAACUUAGAAGUAUAAUUUAAUUCGAUCAUAUUAGGAAAAUGGAAUCAGUAGUAAUAGCUGAUUUUGGUUUAGCUACUUAUGUGAAUGAACCAGUUUAUUUAUAUUGUAGAUGUGGUACUCCUGGUUAUGUGGCACCUGAAGUUAUUAACAUAAAGGAUAUGAAAUCUAAAUACUCUUCUAUUUGUGAUAUUUAUAGUUUGGGAUUGGUCUUUUAUUUAUUAUUGACAGGUAAGCCAGCUUUCAAUGGAAAAAGUUAUGCUACUGUAGUAAAAUAAAAUAGAGAGGCCAGUAUCGAUUUUGAUAUUAAAUAAUUGUAAAAUGUUCCUGGGGCUGCGGUUGAUUUAUUAAAGUAGAUGUUAGAAAAAGAUCCAAAAAAGAGAAUAAAUGCAGAAAAAUGCUUACAUCAUCCAUUCUUAUCUGAAAUGACUAAGAUAAUGAUUGAAGCAGAAAAAGAAGAUCAAUAGCAUAUAGAUGAGGUUGAUGAGGGUAAUGAAAUUCAAAACAUAAAUAAAAUUAAUGAUGAGUAAUUCUAUAAAUAUUAUUUAGGUAUUCUAAAUUUGAUGCUACUAGAAAUAUUAAUUCUCCUCUUCAAUCACCAAAGUAAUCUCCAGGCCUCAUCAUGUAAAAAUAAAUUUAAUAAUAAAAAUAAAUUGAUUCUACUAAGGCUGUUGGAAAUGAUUCACCUUUAUUAAAAGGAAAGGUUGAUUCAAUAGAUAGUGCAUAAUCUAUUGGAACUCCUAAAAAGAAGAAUAAUUAAUAUUAACCAUCACCAUAAAUUAAACCAUCUAGAUUUGCAAAAUAAGCUGAAAAUAAUCCUUUGUUAAAAUAUGCAAAAAAGGACUGA